AGGGGCCGUCCGUUGGGCCCGAGGCGGCGGCGGCAGCGGCCGGGGCGAACCGCUCUUGUCGCCUCUCGGGACAGGAGCGGCGGGGCCCGCGCCUCCUCCCCCCGGCGCCGCGGAGGGGGGAGGAGGAAGAUGGAGACCCACAUCUCGUGCUUGUUCCCCGAGCUGCUGGCCAUGAUCUUCGGCUACCUGGACGUCCGGGAUAAGGGGCGCGCGGCGCAGGUGUGCACGGCCUGGCGGGACGCCGCCUACCACAAGUCGGUGUGGCGGGGGGUGGAGGCCAAGCUGCACCUGCGCCGGGCCAACCCGUCGCUGUUCCCCAGCCUGCAGGCCCGGGGUAUCCGCCGUGUGCAGAUCCUGAGCCUCCGCCGCAGCCUCAGCUACGUGAUCCAGGGCAUGGCCAACAUCGAGAGCCUCAACCUAAGCGGCUGCUACAACCUCACUGACAACGGGCUGGGCCACGCGUUUGUGCAGGAGAUCGGCUCCCUGCGUGCCCUCAACCUGAGCCUCUGCAAGCAGAUCACCGACAGCAGCCUGGGCCGCAUAGCCCAGUACCUCAAGGGCCUGGAGGUGCUGGAGCUGGGGGGUUGCAGCAACAUCACCAACACCGGCCUCCUGCUCAUCGCCUGGGGCCUGCAGCGCCUCAAGAGCCUUAAUCUCCGCAGCUGCCGCCACCUCUCGGACGUGGGCAUCGGGCACCUGGCCGGCAUGACGCGCAGCGCGGCCGAGGGCUGCCUGGGCCUGGAGCAGCUCACGCUGCAGGACUGCCAGAAGCUCACUGACCUUUCUCUAAAGCACAUCUCCCGGGGGCUGACGGGCCUGAGGCUCCUCAACCUCAGCUUCUGCGGGGGCAUCUCGGACGCGGGUCUCCUGCACCUGUCGCACAUGGGCAGCCUACGCAGCCUUAACCUGCGCUCCUGCGAUAACAUCAGUGACACGGGCAUCAUGCACCUGGCCAUGGGCAGCCUGCGCCUCUCAGGGCUGGAUGUGUCGUUCUGUGACAAGGUGGGGGACCAGAGUCUGGCUUACAUAGCCCAGGGCCUGGACGGCCUCAAAUCCCUCUCCCUCUGCUCCUGCCACAUCAGCGAUGAUGGCAUCAACCGCAUGGUGCGGCAGAUGCACGGGCUGCGCACGCUCAACAUCGGACAGUGUGUGCGCAUCACAGACAAGGGCCUGGAGCUGAUCGCUGAGCACCUGAGCCAGCUCACUGGCAUAGACCUGUACGGCUGCACCCGAAUCACCAAGCGCGGCCUGGAGCGCAUCACGCAGCUGCCCUGCCUCAAGGUACUCAACCUGGGACUCUGGCAGAUGACGGACAGUGAGAAGGUCAGGGAUUGCUCUGACUUUGCCAGGUGGAGUUGCCUGUACCAACCCAGAACAUUCGGUACCAUGUAAAGUCGAGUCUUCCAGUUAAGGUGCCAGAGGAAGUAAGCUUGAGAUCUUAACUGUGCAGCACUAGCGUGGGCUAUCCUAAACAGCCCCGCAAAUAAAACAAAAUAGAAGUGG
This is a messenger RNA of Odobenus rosmarus divergens (Pacific walrus), 1503 nucleotides long. RefSeq names its product F-box and leucine-rich repeat protein 14 (gene FBXL14). The transcript has 2 exons. Gene Ontology annotation, molecular function: protein binding. Lineage: Eukaryota; Metazoa; Chordata; Mammalia; Carnivora; Odobenidae. Gene Ontology annotation, biological process: SCF-dependent proteasomal ubiquitin-dependent protein catabolic process. Gene Ontology annotation, cellular component: SCF ubiquitin ligase complex. The record is from RefSeq and is a predicted model, not a curated record. Bases 130 to 1392 code for a protein of 420 amino acids.